AAGGAUUCUUUCAAAAGGAAUCAAAGCGACAUGUGAUCGCAGCAUUGCUGCAACUGUCUGCUCUAAUCUGCCAAACAGCUGAAUCAGUAAAUAAAUCAAAAGCGCGGCGAUGACAGCAAUACAAGCGACCAUCACAAUAAGAUGCGUGAUUAACGAUGGUUGUAAAAUUGUAUAAGGGUCAUCCCAAACGUGGGACACCAUAUGCUUUGAAUGGUUGUGUGUCGCGGACCGGGCGCGGAAGAAUCAAAGGUAAACCACAGGGCACCAUGUCACGUGGCACAACAGUGAAAAGUGCGACCCGACAGGCGCACAAAAGCGGGGGGAGAGGGGGCGUUCAAUGGGUGGAGGUAGAGGUAUGCCGAUGCUAAGUGGGACGGGACGGAGGCGCUACCCAUUCUGAAUGCAGACGAGCAGCAUUGCGUGCGUUGUUGACCUUACAGCAGCUGUAAACGCGUCUCCUGAUGCUUGUGCAUGCCAUUAAUAACAGGGUUGGCUGUUUACUUCUUUUAAUAUAACCUAUUGGUGAUUCCAUUUUUUUUAAUCUGACCCAAGUUUGAACCUGCAGUUACAGCAGGAUAUCAUAAUUUUAGAAUCUCUUAGCGAGCGGACACUGCCAUCCUUUGCCUGCCCACUCCGGGGGUUAAAGUCAGGCCAGUACUGUCUAUUUGAAUUUAACAAGUCCCGAAGGGUUUAAAAAUAUCCUAAAUAAUUGAAAUCGCGCCCAAGUUGCAGCGCCGAGUUAUCGUUAUAACAAUUUAAAGUCUAAGUGAGAACUAAUGCAAUGUUCGCACACACUAGGCUUUUAAUUAUUUCUAUCGAAUCUAAUAAGUAACUCAAACUGAAACUCUUACAUUUGCAGCACACAAGUCUUUCACCGCAAAAUGAAAAUUAGUUUACAAAAAUAUCAGAAAAUGGAUAAACCCGCCCCAGGCAUUAGCACCAACACCUUCAGUGUACGCUAGCAAAGUGCUUCUUACAAAGAACCUUCAAUGCUUCCUAUUGUGCUUGGGCAUUAACACCUUUUCAAAGUUAAAUCCAAAGGAUUGUCCACAUACUACAGGAGGUAGUAUUAGAAUGCGCUUAUAACAAAUGGUUAAGGAUUUUGGAGAGCGUCACCAUGUGGGCGGGGUCAGUGAAAAGGCACAAUCCACAAUUAAAGAUGAACUUUCUGUGAACUAAUUUAUCUGACCAAGGUAAAAAAAAAAGAGGCUGAGACCUGGAAAGCGUAUAAAAGGAGGCAUAAAAAGGAUCAAACUCUGUCGACAGCAAAACCUUUCAACAGUUUUCCUCCAUCACCUUAGUCUAAACACCAGCAUUGCUGCAGCUACUUUCAGAACACAAUGGUUUUGUACACGCUCUUUGCGACUUUUUUUUGCACCCUCGUGUUGCCACUUUUGUUAUUUUUAGCUGCAGUUAAACUAUGGGAAAUUUACAUCGUAAGUGGAAGAGAUCCUACUUGCCUGAGUCCUUUGCCCCCCGGUACGAUGGGGAUACCGUUUCUUGGUGAAACUCUUCAGAUGGUUCUUCAGAGGCGAAAAUUUUUGCGCAUGAAGCGCCAAAAAUACGGCUUUAUCUACAAGACACAUCUUUUCGGGAGUCCCACCAUUCGGAUAAUGGGAGCUGAAAACGUGCGACAGAUUUUGCUGGGGGAGCAUAAGCUUGUAUCCGUCCAGUGGCCAGCGUCUGUGAGGACCAUCCUGGGUUCAGGCACUCUUUCCAGUUUGCACGACUCUGAGCACAGAAACCGCAAGAAGGUGAUCAUGAGGGCGUUUUCCAGGGAGGCUCUGGAAUACUACGUUCCAGUCAUUGAGGAGGAGGUGAGAUGUGCAGUGUCAGAGUGGCUGGCAAGUGGCUCAGGAGUUCUGGUAUAUCCGGAGGCGAAGCGCCUCAUGUUCCGCAUUGCCAUGAGGAUACUCCUCGGGUUCGAACCCGAGAAGACUAAACGAGACGAGCACGAAUUGGUGGAUGCCUUUGAAGAAAUGUCUAGAAACCUGUUCUCUCUGCCCAUUGAUGUUCCCUUCAGUGGUCUAUAUCGGGGACUAAAAGCUCGCAAUUUCAUCCAUGCCAAAAUCGAUGAAAAUCUGAAGGAAAAGAUUUCCAACAACAACUUCGACAGUCAGCACAAAGACGCUCUGCAGCUGUUAAUUGAACAUGGUGAGAAAAACGGAGAGCGACUCAGCAUGCAGGAGUUGAAGGCAUCAGCCACUGAGCUGCUGUUUGGGGGCCAUGAAACAACAGCCAGCGCUGCCACCUCCCUGGUGAUGUUCCUGGGUCUGCAUCCAGAAGUCGUGGAAAAUGUGAGGAAGGAGCUCUAUGCUAAGGGAUUUCUCGGAAGCAGCAGCUCGGACAAAAGGCUAAGCAUCGAAAAUCUUGAGCAUCUUAAGUACACCGCGUGUGUCGUCAAGGAGACAUUGAGAAUUAGUCCAUCGGUACCGGGGGCUUUUCGAGUGGCUCUAAAAACGUUUGAAUUAAAUGGUUAUCAGAUUCCAAAAGGUUGGAAUGUUAUUUACAGCAUUUGUGACACACAUGAUGUUGCACCAAUUUUCCCCAAUAAGGAUGAGUUUAACCCUGAUCGAUUCAUGACAGAUCUUCCUGAAGAUGCAUCAAGAUUUAAUUAUAUUCCCUUUGGCGGUGGUUCAAGAAGCUGUGUUGGCAAAGAAUAUGCAAAAAUCCUUCUCAAAAUAUUUUUGAUAGAACUUGCAAAGAGUUGUAACUGGACUCUCUUAAAUGGACCACCCACGAUGAAAACGGGACCAACUGUAUACCCGGUGGACAAUCUCCCUACAAAAUUCAGCCAUUUUAUUGACAGCUACAAAUAGUCUGCUCUAUAGUUGUCAUUUUUUUUAAGUUUCUGUUUAAAUUUUAAAACAUUGUGUUGUCAUGUUUUGUAUUUAACUUGUGUAUUUAUAUGUCCUUUUAAAUGUUUUUUUGUAAAUUGAUGCACAUGAUGUGCAUAAAACAUGUACUUCUUUAAGCACUAUUUGUGAAAUUAGAAUUGUAUUUUCUUUAUAAAUUUAACUAUUCUAUUUAAAGUAACAACUAAACAUUAGCGUUGUAAUAUUUAGUAUGUUUACUGCAAUUUAUUUAAAUUAUACAAACUGUAUGGGAUUUUGGAAAUAAAUAUUUUUGAACAUAAA
Messenger RNA from Erpetoichthys calabaricus (reedfish), 3137 nucleotides. RefSeq names its product cytochrome P450 26A1 (gene cyp26a1). The coding region runs from base 1341 to 2819 and encodes 492 amino acids. Lineage: Eukaryota; Metazoa; Chordata; Cladistia; Polypteriformes; Polypteridae. Gene Ontology annotation, molecular function: oxidoreductase activity, acting on paired donors, with incorporation or reduction of molecular oxygen; heme binding; monooxygenase activity. Gene Ontology annotation, biological process: sterol metabolic process. The transcript has 7 exons. The record is from RefSeq and is a predicted model, not a curated record.